CAGCUGUGCGCAUGCGCAGAGGCAGCAAAAGGAGCUUGAAAAGUUUGUUCAGAGUGUUCCCGUCCAGGAGAAGAAGGAAGUCUUCAGAGUUUGUUCAACAAACAAACAAACAAACAAACAGCUCGGGAGGCACCGGGACCUCGCUGCGCCUCAAGCCGCUCUCAGGAGCUCCACCUCCGGCAUGAAGAUCGAGUUCGCUCCGCUGAACAUCCCGCUGAGGAGGAGGCUGCAGACCGCCGCCGUGCUGCAGUGGGUCUUCUCCUUCCUGGCCAUGGCUCAGUGCUGUCUGGCUGCCUUCAUCCUCCUGGUACUCUCUGAUUGGUGGGUCGUGGCCCUGCUCUACGCUGGUUGGCUGUGGCUGGACUGGGACACGCCCACCAGCGGGGGUCGGCGGUCUCAGUGGGUCCGGAGCUGGACGGUGUGGGAGUACUUCAGGAACUACUUUCCCCUGACGCUCGUUAAAACUGUCGACCUAGAUCCAAAGAAGAACUACAUCUUUGGGUUCCACCCUCAUGGUGUUCUGGUUGCAGGUGCGUUCGGGAACUUCUGCACGGAGGCGACGGGCUUCUCUCGGCUGUUUCCUGGUCUCAGGUGUCACCUGCUGAUGCUGCCGUUCUGGUUCCGAGUCCCGUUCUUCAGGGACUACAUCAUGAGUGGAGGUCUGGUGUCCAGCAGUAAGUCCAGUCUGUCCUACCUGGUCAGUCGUCCAGAAGGAGGCAACGUGGCGGUGAUUGCAGUGGGCGGAGCUCCAGAGGCUCUGGACGCUCGACCCGGAGCUCUGACGCUGCAGGUGAAACACAGGAAGGGGUUCAUCAAGCUGGCCCUCAAACAUGGAGCUCAGCUGGUUCCGGUCUUUUCCUUCGGAGAAAACGAGCUGUUCGAUCAGAUGGAGAAUCCGGUCGGCUCUCCUCUGAGGAGGCUGCAGAACCGCCUGCAGAGCAUCUUUGGAAUCUCCAUUCCUCUGUUCCACGCCAGAGGAGUGUUCCAGUACAGCUUCGGACUCGUACCCUACAGGAAGCCCGUCCACACCGUCGUGGGUCGGCCCAUCUCGGUCCUGCAGACCUCCUGUCCCAGUUCUGAGGACAUCGAGCGUCUCCACGGCGUCUACCUGCAGAGUCUGACGGAGCUGUUCGAGCAGCACAAGGACUCGUACGGACUGGGUCAGCACCAGCACCUCACCUUCAUAUGACCUCCCACGUGUUCCGGUCCAGAACCUGCCACAGACCUCUGGUCCACUCCAGAACCUGCCACAAACCUCCACAGCACCUGACCUCUGUGCACCAUGUGACCCAGUUCCUGCCGUCUGAUUGGUCCACUGAAACACGUCCACGGUUCUUCAGCCCCAGAGGAGGAACUGAACCGGUCCAGAACCUGCAGCUGUAAUCAGUGGACAGCAGGGGGCGCUUCAGAACCGAACCAGAACUGUUCUGAUGAUCCAAAGCUGCUCUGAAAGGUCCGACUCUGAGAUGGGUCAGAUUCUGAGGAUCCAAACGGGCCUUUUUGCCGGUCUUUAUGUUUCAGGGAAUAAAACUUUUCACAAUAAUAAAACUUUUGACUUGAAUAAUAAACCUCUUUAUAAUAAAGUUAUUUAAUAA
This is a messenger RNA of Nematolebias whitei (Rio pearlfish), 1595 nucleotides long. It is a transcript of the gene mogat3a, whose product is annotated as monoacylglycerol O-acyltransferase 3a. Gene Ontology annotation, molecular function: diacylglycerol O-acyltransferase activity. Lineage: Eukaryota; Metazoa; Chordata; Actinopteri; Cyprinodontiformes; Rivulidae. The coding region runs from base 182 to 1189 and encodes 335 amino acids. Gene Ontology annotation, cellular component: endoplasmic reticulum membrane. Gene Ontology annotation, biological process: triglyceride biosynthetic process. The record is from RefSeq and is a predicted model, not a curated record. The transcript has 9 exons.